Molecule: messenger RNA, 870 nt
Organism: Solanum stenotomum
Lineage: Eukaryota; Viridiplantae; Streptophyta; Magnoliopsida; Solanales; Solanaceae
Product: steroid 5-alpha-reductase DET2
Exons: 1
Coding region: 62-841 (259 amino acids)
Biological process (GO): brassinosteroid biosynthetic process
Cellular component (GO): membrane
Molecular function (GO): 3-oxo-5-alpha-steroid 4-dehydrogenase activity
Source: RefSeq, a predicted model, not a curated record
CUAUUUUGACCUAAGAAAUGGCUAAUAAAUCCAAAUUCGAAAUUCGCAGAUAACAUUCACAAUGUUCUCAGAUCAAAAUCUGUAUCACUACAGCCUCCUCUCUCUCUUCCUCAUCGGACCACCCACCUUCCUCGCCUGUCAAUUCCUCACCGCCCCUUAUGGAAAACACCGCCGCUCCGGUUGGGGACCCACCAUUUCACCACCUUUAGCUUGGUUUCUAAUGGAAAGCCCUACUUUAUGGCUCACACUUAUCCUCUUCCCGUUCGGCAAAAAUCACAACAAUCCAUUAUCAUUUAUCCUCAUUUCUCCUUACCUUUUCCACUACACGAAUCGGACAAUAUUUUACCCUUUAAAACUCUACUUCAACUCAAAGGUUGGGUCGCCGGCAAGUGGUUUUCCGGUGAGUAUUGCGUUUUUGGCUUUUGUGUUUAAUCUGUUGAAUGCUUAUGUACAAGCUAGAUGGGUUUCUCACUAUGCUGAGUAUGAUUCUGAUGAGUGGUUUUGGGUCCGAUUUGCCGGCGGGAUGGUGGUUUUUGCCGGUGGGAUGGCGGUGAAUGUUUGGGCCGAUGAGGUGUUAGUGGGCCUGAAGAGUGAAGGAGGUGGAUAUAAGAUACCGAAAGGUGGGCUUUUUGAAUAUGUGAGCUGUCCAAAUUAUUUGGGGGAGAUAGUGGAGUGGUUGGGCUGGGCUUUGAUGACUGGGUCUUGGGCCGGGUUUGGGUUUUUUCUGUAUACUUUUGCUAAUUUGGCUCCUAGAGCUAGGUUUAAUCAUGAAUGGUAUUUGCAGAAAUUUGGAGAAGAUUAUCCUAGGAAAAGAAAAGCUGUUAUUCCAUUUUUGUAUUGAGUUUUGAUUUUGAUCAUGCAAUGUAAUGG